Molecule: messenger RNA, 768 nt
Organism: Fonsecaea multimorphosa CBS 102226
Lineage: Eukaryota; Fungi; Ascomycota; Eurotiomycetes; Chaetothyriales; Herpotrichiellaceae
Exons: 1
Coding region: 1-768 (255 amino acids)
Source: RefSeq, a predicted model, not a curated record
AUGAAUGACGAUCAAAAGCCCCAAACCUCUGUCGAUCUGCCGGGAGACGACAGGACGGUGACCUCCAGCCAUGUCCCCUCGAAUGAGUACCUUAUCGUGGAGCCUGAUGCCGAAGACCCCAGCAAGAACUGCUGGCACCUGCCAGAACAGCAACCGAAUCUUGCCACCAUUGCUCUCGAUUCUUACAGGCCUCGUUCUCCAGGAGGCAUCAAGACCCUAGUCUGUAAGAAUGGGGCUCGCCCGAGCAACCUGGAAAUCCCGACUGGACUCCGGGAAAGCAUUGAAACAAUCGUCUUGGAAAACGGCCACGUCGAACACCUCGACACCCUCGCAUUUCCCAACCUGUGGGAGAUUGUCUGCAAGAACGACGUCGUCGUCUAUCCCGCCACUAACCUGGACCGUGCUGGGUGUGACCUCACUGACCGGUUUGAGAUGGAGGAGAUCAUCUAUCGACAACGACCCGAAAUACACCGUCAAAUCAGGCCUCAGCUACCAAGAUGGAUGCAAGCCUUCCUCGUCGACGGUAACGAAAAUAUUGAGCUUUCGAUCCGCAUCUCACUGGACUUCCGCACCCGUGAGGAGGAGUGUGCUGCCAUCCACUAUUAUUGGGAUGGAAAUCAACUCCAGCAAGUGCAACGACCUCCCUGGUUCACUCCGGUGUGCAUCCUCUAUUCCUGGAGAGCAGGCCAUUCCUAUUGGGCACUUCAAUCGCUCAAAGUCGUCGAUCUGAUGUUCGAGGAAGAGAGCAACAGCGGACAUCCCGAGUGA